Messenger RNA from Musca domestica (house fly), 1417 nucleotides. It is a transcript of the gene eIF1A, whose product is annotated as eukaryotic translation initiation factor 1A, X-chromosomal. Gene Ontology annotation, biological process: translational initiation. NCBI's taxonomy places the organism in Eukaryota, Metazoa, Arthropoda, Insecta, Diptera, Muscidae. The coding region runs from base 169 to 615 and encodes 148 amino acids. Gene Ontology annotation, molecular function: translation initiation factor activity; RNA binding. The record is from RefSeq and is a predicted model, not a curated record. The transcript is spliced from 3 exons. Gene Ontology annotation, cellular component: cytoplasm.
UCGAGUUCAUCGUUUUAUAUAUAUAGUGCCCCAAAAGUCGAUUUAUUGACUAGCCGAUAGUCGACCUAGCUACCCCUAUUCUCUUUUCUUUCUGAACUGAACAAAAAAAGUUCAUCGAGUAUUUUCAUUCAAUCGGUCACGAAGUAAGAACAGAAAACCUCCAACAACAUGCCGAAAAACAAGGGUAAAGGUGGUAAAAAUCGUCGCCGUGGAAAGAACGAAAAUGAAUUCGAGAAACGUGAAUUGAUUUUCAAAGAAGAUCAGCAGGAAUAUGCCCAAGUGACAAAAAUGUUGGGAAAUGGCCGUUUGGAGGCAAUGUGCUUUGAUGGUGUGAAACGUUUGUGCCACAUUCGGGGGAAACUCAGAAAGAAGGUCUGGAUCAAUCAAGGCGACAUCAUUCUGGUUGGUUUGCGUGACUAUCAAGACUCCAAGGCUGAUGUUAUUCUCAAAUACACCUCGGAUGAAGCUAGAAAUUUGAAAACAUACGGUGAAUUCCCCGAAUCGGUGCGUAUCAACGAUACAGUCACCUUCGUUGAGGAUGGUUUCGAUGAGGACAUUGAAUUCGGUGAUGAAAUCAGUUCAGAUGACGACGCUGACUCUGUGGACAAUAUCUGAUUAACAGCUAAAUCGAAGAGAGAAAAUAUAGAAGAAGAAGCGAAAUAAUAGAGAAAACAAGAAUAAAACAGGCAAACGCAGAGGAAGACAUAUUAAGAGAAAUUGAAAAUUGAAAAACCAUCAUUAAUUCAGGAGAGCAAAAGGAAGAGAAGGGUGCAUGAAUUACGGAAUAUAUAUAUACAAAUUGUCCACAGAGAAAUUUACCAAACAAAACAUCAAGCGGGAGAGCAGUCAAAGGAAUAAGAGCACGAUUUAUUUAUAAUUCGAUGAAAAGGAGGCAGCCUUUAUUAAUUUCCAAAAAAAGAAAGGCACCAAAUAAAUCGUUGAAGAGAACAAAAGAAAAAUAAAAUCAAAUACCAUUUAAAAAAAGAUUUCAAAGAAGACAGCAGACGUUAAACGUACUCUCUAAAAAAAUAAAACUAAUAAUAAAAUAAAUUUAAAUUAAAUAUACAAAAUUAAAUAAACAAAACAUUUCAGCAGCAAUAACAACAGUAUAAAAAAUUAAAAUACAGUGUAAACUUUUUAGAAAUAAAACAAAAUACAUAUAUAUUAUUCUUCAAACAACAACAGCCCCAUACAACCUAACACCACACCUUAAUUAUUGAGAAAAAAUAUAUAGAAAAAUACAAAACAACAAGAACUAACAGAAACAGAAUAAUUUCUCUCAGAUAUAUUAUUAUUAAAAAGUCAAAACAAAAACAAUUUAUUAAUAAUAAAAUUUAAACAAGUAUAUAUAUUUAAAAAAUGAAAUUUAUCCUCCUGAAAGGCAAAAAACUCAAUAAAACAAACUUUACAAAUAAUA